Molecule: messenger RNA, 231 nt
Organism: Akanthomyces muscarius
Lineage: Eukaryota; Fungi; Ascomycota; Sordariomycetes; Hypocreales; Cordycipitaceae
Exons: 1
Coding region: 1-231 (76 amino acids)
Source: RefSeq, a predicted model, not a curated record
AUGCCUACAGAGAAGGGAAACCAACAAGACGACUCUCAAAAGGAGCCGGUACCUGCUACAGAGGCUAUAGAUGCUGUAAUGCAUGCGUGGGCAAAGGCUUAUCGCGCCGCCCUGGACGCCGCGGACAAGGAACUCGCCGACCAGUCCAAGCAAGCCUCCGGCGAUGACAAGCCGAACUCCUGUGACAGCAAGUCAGGCACCGACGACAAAAGUCCGACCGCAAAGAAAUAG